UUAAAAUUAAAAAAUGCCAUUCAGUAAAAGGCAAAACAAAACAGCGAUCUGUCCGAAAGCCUUCUUUCUUUAAAAAUCCUGGCAUGCAAAUAAGGGGCUUUAAUGUGGCUCCCAGCGAUUGGUAGGUACUUUCGGAAUCCGUCAUUUCCUCGCAGUGCAGGAUGCAAACGGAGUCUGCUUUCUGCUUCCCUAUUGGCUGCUUGAUUGGGCUACUUCCCUUCACCCCUCCCGGUAAUUCUUAUAAAUUACACCAAAUUGGUUAUCCGUUCCACUUCCUUCUCCUUGAAUAAGAAGCUGUAACUGCAUUUUUGGCUGUAAUGUCAGGACGCGGAAAGCAGGGAGGCAAGGCCCGCGCCAAGGCCAAGUCGCGCUCGUCCCGUGCCGGCCUGCAGUUCCCGGUGGGCCGGGUGCACCGGCUGCUGCGUAAGGGCAACUACGCCGAGCGGGUGGGGGCCGGCGCCCCGGUGUACCUGGCUGCGGUGCUGGAGUACCUGACGGCCGAGAUCCUGGAGCUGGCGGGCAACGCGGCCCGCGACAACAAAAAGACGCGCAUCAUCCCUCGCCAUUUGCAGCUGGCCGUGAGAAAUGACGAAGAGCUCAACAAGUUACUCGGGGGUGUCACCAUUGCCCAGGGCGGCGUCCUGCCCAAUAUCCAGGCGGUCUUGUUACCUAAGAAAACGGAGAGUCACAAGCCUGGCAAGAACAAGUAACUGGGAUUGAGAGCAUCCCCACUAACCCCAAAGGCUCUUUUAAGAGCCACCAACAAUGUCAAUUGAGGGGCUGGUAACGAAAUAGCGCCACUAGCUCUUUUUUUGAAAGCUUAGGUGGCUCUAAAAAGAGCCUUUGAUCUUUGGCUUGUCAGGAUUUAUUUACUUUUGGCUUUGUGGCUUUCAGUUUUCUUUGGUAAGAGAACGGCCUGGA
This is a messenger RNA of Canis lupus familiaris (dog), 921 nucleotides long. RefSeq names its product H2A clustered histone 21 (gene H2AC21). The transcript has a single exon. Gene Ontology annotation, cellular component: nucleosome. Lineage: Eukaryota; Metazoa; Chordata; Mammalia; Carnivora; Canidae. The record is from RefSeq and is a predicted model, not a curated record. Gene Ontology annotation, molecular function: structural constituent of chromatin; DNA binding; protein heterodimerization activity. Bases 318 to 710 code for a protein of 130 amino acids.